This is a messenger RNA of Oikopleura dioica, 9351 nucleotides long. The record is from the annotation of a GenBank genome assembly. NCBI's taxonomy places the organism in Eukaryota, Metazoa, Chordata, Appendicularia, Copelata, Oikopleuridae.
AUGUUUUCAACUGAGUCAAAUCCCCUGGAGAACUUAGAAGUUCGUGCCGAAACCUGCGUGGAGAGUACUUACGAACCAUUCCUUGAAGUCAAAUGGGACGAAGAACAAGACGAUUCCAUUGCUCGUUUAACAAUCACUCCUCCUCUUGAGGAAGACAAGUCAAGAAGUGUGACUUCAGAGCUCUCUUCUGGUAUGAUGGAAAAUCAUCGUUUCUUCAAACUUGUGACCCCGGGUCAACAAUAUCAAGUUGAGAUGACCAAAGUCGGAAUCAAAAACGUCGUCUCCGUCCCAAACAUGAGGAAAGUAGUUGUGCCACCUGAAGAGCCCGAGAAAAUCUCGAUUGGUUUAAUAACACAAAGUUCCGUCCAGUUGAAGCUCGCUGCGCCUAAAAAUGGAAUCUUUGAUUAUUUUUUCAUAACAAUCACUUCUGCUUUUGGAAAGACCGAACACAACACGACGAUUUCGGAUAAGGACUCUCUUGGUGGCCAAUUCUAUACGAUGGUCUUUGAUAACUUACUUCCUGGCGCUCAUUAUAAGAUAAAAACUUUUACAGUAUCAAAUGGAGUGAGCUCUCUUGCGGCUAAAGUUGAAUCUUGCUUUACUCUCAGUCCGACGAAACCAGUUUUAGAUCGCAAUCUUUUACUUUCCGGCUCUGGAGGAGUAUGCGUUCUUUCUUUCCUGGGCAAUGCUGUUCAAUGUUUGUCAAACAUUCGAUCCACAACUCCUGAUGAAAUUGGGGCUGUUCUCUACUAUGAAAACUGGGAGCCGAUCUCCAGAAUGACGAAUAAAUACAUGAUCUAUGCAAAGCCAAAAGACCGAAAAAUCCUUGUUACCGGAAUGAACGGAUAUCCUCACCUCACUCUUGUCGGAGAUUUAGAUAUGCCUUUUGGGCUUGCUCUUGACAAGUAUGGAGAGAAUUUAUAUUUUACUGAUCAGUGGACGUAUUCCAUCGGUGUUGCGUCUAUUUCGGCUGCUCUUCAGGGAAACGUUAAAGCGACGAAGCAAAUUAUUACCUCUAAUAAUGGAAUUCCACGAUUUAUUGCCGUCGAUCCUAUCCGCCGGCUUCUGUACUGGUCCUCUCGCGACGGCGUUCUCGAAAGUGUCUCGCGGUCGGACUUGAAUGGCAAAGGCCAGAGGAUGAUUUGGUUCAGCCUUGGUGAUACCGAUAUUGAUGGACUUUCCGUUGACUUGAAAACCGGGGACGUCUGCUGGAGGAACUCAUUGAUGAACAGGGUUGAGAAAAUCGACUCAAACGGCGAUAACUUUGAAAUAAUGGCUGAAGAUAUUAAAAGCAAGGCACUUUGGAGAGUAUUUUCUGCUUCGUUGUCCGAUGAAAAUAUGUUGUCAAUUAGCCAAACGCUUGGAAAAAUUGGUGAUAUUACCUGGGUUGACUUUUACAAUGCUCCGGAUUAUGCAGAGAUGAUGGUGAAGCUCAAACCAAAAAUGGACUUUCCAUGCGCCGUUGGCCUCUGUCAAGAUGACGUUUGCAUCCCGGACUCGAAGGAUGACGAGUACUGCUCCAAGUCCUGCCAGGUCUGGGAAGAAAUGUGCCCAAGAAGCAAACAAUGUAUCCCGAAAGAGUAUUUCUGUGAUGGGUUCGUCGAUUGCCAGUAUGGAGAGGAUGAAGACUUGGAAUUUCUAGGAUUCGAAUGCCCGCAAAAGCCAAAAUGCACAGAAGAUGAUGAUUUUGUUUGUGAUGUGACUAAAAGAUGCAUAAGCAAAAGUCUUGUCUGCGAUGGCAAGUUUGACUGCCGCGAUGGUUCUGACGAGCAAAACUGUCUAGAUUUUUCGUCAAAUUGCACAUUUCAAGACGGCCUCUGCACAUGGAACUUCGGAGAGAGUUCCAUCAACUGGAAGCUAACAGAUGAGCCUUCUCCAUCCAAAGAAACUGGGCCAUUUUCCGUCGAUGAAAACAAUCGCUAUCUUCUAUUCGAAGCUUCGGAAAUCAACGAAGACGAUGAGUCCGAGUUGGUUUCUAGCGUUAUCAGUCAAACUGUGUGCCUCUCUUUCAAGUAUAUGAUGAAUGGAGCACAAAUGGGAGAACUGAAAGUGGAACGUCGUGACGAAGUUGAUUCUGUCGAGUCUAUCGUUUGGCAGAAAUCAGGAGACCAGGGCCAGUCGUGGAUGGAGUCUGAAAUAAGCGUGAUACCAUCGAAUGGUCCUUUCCAAAUUGUUCUUACAGCGGUCAGAGGGCGGACAUUCUCUUCGGAUAUUGCAAUUGACGACAUAAGAAUUAAAAACGGGAUAUGUGAGGCAAAAACGAAGUGUACAUUCGGAGCCAAAGAAGAUUGCGGUAUUCAGUUUCCAGAUACGCAGGAGAGCUUCUUUUCCUGGGUAGCUGAUUUUGCUAAGAUAAUACCACCUAGACUUUCGAAGACAAAUUCAAUCGUCUCGCCAGAUUGGCAGACUGGAAACAUAGAAGACUCAGACUGGCGCAUCUUUGAUUUUCACGAAGAUGAUGUAGAUGUAUGCGGUGGUUGUGGAACGGGCAAGAAUCCGAAGUUCAUCAAACGGCAUAAUUCUGUUUGGAUUGGCGUUGUCAGAUGUCCAGAGAAUGCCGAUGAGUUCAAAAUAUACAUUUCUGACAGUCGCGAAGGAGUCUAUCGACACAUUCAAUUCCCUCAUCAUACCGACAUUUGUGAAAUCUUAGGAGGUCGCGCGAAUGUUCGAUCAUAUGCAGUUACUGUAUUUUGCCCAGUGGAACUCGCGUACAAGCAGCAUUCUGAUGGAAGCUUCAGAGAAGUGAAUAGUUUCGCAAGCAGCUAUGCAAAGGAUAAAGUCAGAUGUUCUAGGCUGAUGAAGGCUAUUUUAUUGAUUCGUUCAAUUAACCCUAAAAAUCUCACUAUCUAUAAAUUUUUGACCACUGAGAAAGUUGGAUAUGACUUGACAUUCAUUGCAAUUAUGCCCGAGCGAAAGUCCGGCGCUGCAUUGGUCGACGAUAUUACGAUCGACCAAAAAAGUUGCUUUGUUCGACAAAACAAGUGCGAUUUCAACUCAAUAGCGGACAUUGAAAACUGUUUCUUCCAUCUAAAUGAAGGUUCACUGACCAUCGAGCAUCAACACCGUCUCUACGAGAAAUCUCCAUUUGAUCCGGAAUUACUUGCUCCUGUUCUUAAACCAGGAUAUACAAUCACUUUGAAAUCAGAAAAUCAAUGGAACAGCAUUUAUGAGUCCGACGAGUUCUUCAUCGGCAAGCCCUUUUACGACGAGUAUUGCGUUCUAUUCCGCUAUCGACAACGCGUUUCUGGCGAGAUUAAGGUUAAUUUACUCAUCGAUGGAUACGAAAAAGCGCUUUUCCACAAGUUUGAACGUCCGAAUCCGCACAAGAUCUAUCCAUGGGUCGACGUGGCAAUCGAUGUUAAACUUGACGAUGAGAAGUUUCCACUGGGCGCCAUGGCCAAGAUCCAGUACAAGGGGCUCUACGAAACUUAUCUGUCUAGGAUCGAACUUCAAAAUGGCGCCUGUCCAGCUACGAACUGUAACGGAAAAUUAUCCUGCGUAAGUGAUCGGAAACAGUGCGUCGAGCCAUAUCAAUUAUGCGACACGGACAAUGACUGCGACGACUGGUCAGAUGAAAUGGGCUGCGCAAGUGGCUGUGGAGACCAGUCGGAACACUUCGAGACUAAAGGAAGUCUAGGAGCAAAGCCUGGACGAUCCUCGUGUUUGUGGCGAAUCCAUGGAAGACCGGGCAAGAAAAUCGCUGUGAAGGUCACAAUGUUUGGCGAUCUUGAUCAGAUCAAAUUCAUGACAAUGUUCGAAGGAUUGAAAACGCUUGAUUCUUAUUACGGCGGAGUUUCUGUCGAUUUGGAGCAGGGUAUAAAUGGCACUGUCGUCAAAGAAUAUCUCUUGAACAGCAACGAAGCCACUAUAAUCGUUGAUUUUAAUUUGGUCUUGAUUACUGCCGACGGUCAGAUAAAUGCUAUGCCGCUCAUUUCGUACGAGCAAGUCGAUGAUUCAUAUUGCUCGUUUGUUUGCAAGAACGGCGAAUGCCUUCACGACAACUACCAAUGUGACGGAAACCCUGGAUGCUUGGCUGAAGACGACGAGCUUGACUGCGUUCGCGAGAACCAAGUCGACGGGUUUAACGUUGCAGAGGUUCGACAAAUCGAUGGAAGCUGGGCACAAGUCUGCGCUGACAAAAACUUCACAAGAAAGAUAGCUAAUCGACUCUGCUAUCAAAUGGGCUUCUGGGCGGCUUCAUCUUUUAAUUAUGAGAACUUGGUUUCUCCAUACAACAACAAUUUUGUUGUCGCGUUACCUGAAACUGAUGACCUUGCUGGAGAUUACUGGGUUCAGGGCAAACUUGUGGCAGGAACAUGUCCAGGGAGAAAGGUCUGGACAGUAGAUUGUGCCAGCUACGCUUGCGGCAAACGACAAGUCAACACUCGCCCUGUAACCCGCAUUGUUGGUGGGUCAAAGACUUAUCUUGGCAAGUGGCCCUGGAUGGCGUCCUUUCAAAUUCGAAAUGUUCAUAACUGUGGUGGCGCGAUCAUAAGCGAUUCACUCGUUCUCACUGCAGGACAUUGCUUCGAUAAGAAUUUACCCAAAGUUCAUACCAUCCUCGUUGGUGGUAACAAUCACAAAUCUCCUGAGAUUAUUCGUCGUGGUGUGAAACAAGCUUAUAUUCAUCCAGAGUACUACCCUGAUUCGAACGUACCGAAUCACGAUAUUGCAAUUGUUCAGCUGGAUAGAAAACUCUCUUUUUCGAAAUAUCUUCAGCCGAUAUGCCUCCCAACGUUGAAAUUCGUUCAUGGUCCAGGAAAUCUUUGUAAUUUAGCUGGUUGGGGAAAGCUCUCAAAGGAUAAUGUGAAUGGGUUCCCGAGUAUCAUGUACGAUGUCUCUUCGCCCAUUAUUCCCAAUUCGAAAUGCGGUGUUGGGGAGUACUCGCAUGUUGAUUUUGCUCGAAACGGCUCACCCAUUACAGACAAUCAGUUGUGUGCUGGAAAGAUGGACACCGGCGGUGUCGGAAUCUGUCAUGGUGACAGUGGCGGGCCUCUAAUGUGCGAAAACAACGGAACCUUCUACCUAACAGGAAUCGUUAGUUGGUCAAGCGGGUGUGCGGAGAAGAAUGCUCCUGAUGUAUUGACCAGGGUUGAUAAAUAUUUGGACUGGAUUGUGGAAACGACGAAUUUCCAGACAGAUACCGAACCAUCUGAACUGACUGCCCGUAAACCGGAGAGUACAAUAUGUAGUGGUGCAGUUGUCGCACGCGGACGUUCCGGUUUUAUCCAGUCAGACGGCUGGCCAAAUGAAUAUGGACCGGAUAUUGACUGCACGGUAAAAAUCAUGAGGCAAUCUGCACGUGUGAUUGAGCUCUCUCCGCUGUAUUUUGCUUUGCCUAAAGAGGAAACAAGAAGCAGACUCCGUAUUUAUGCCGGUGAAGUUCAGCCAGAUAAUCUUAUUCAAUCUUACUCGGGAAUCGGACACUUCGACGAUGCAGCAUUCAGUCAAAAUCUUUAUAUAAACGACUCUGAUAUAACCAUCAGAUUCACGUCUGGUACUCAUAAGCUCUGGCAUAUUUGGGCUGGUUUCCAAAUUCAGUACCGUCUUCUCGAUGAAAUGCCGAUGGAAGAUACGCAAAUAAGACUUGACUCCCAGUGUGGUGGUCCUCUCCUAGACGAGCCUUUCUAUUUCGAAUGGGGAACAUCUAUGAAAAACGUUGCCGAGAGCAAAUGUCUUUGGACUAUACCGAAAGCUGCAGAUGGGUAUAUUACGUUGAUAGAAUUUACUGAGUUCGACAUCCCAGCUGACGUCGGCCUCUUCCAUAUAUAUUUUGACAAGAUGUUACCAAAUAACUUCUAUGCUUCAUAUUCUGGGUCUGAGCUUCCGCCACCGAUUGAGACAAGUUCUCAGGUCAUCAUUCAAUUCGUCGGGCUGACUGAAGUAGAGGCUUACUUCCGCAUCGAUGUGGUCUAUCAGCAGCGACGAAGUCACGCAUUGGCGAGUGAAGUUGUCGGCAGCUGCGGCGGGAAACUAGGCCCUACUUCCGGUUAUAUAGCUAGCCCAAGCUGGCCGAAUCCCUACCCAGGGCAUCAGGAAUGUAUUUGGAUGAUAGAUGCGAAGGCGCAUCAACGAGUGGUCCUCGAGUUCGAAACAUUGGAUCUUGAGUUCGAAUACGACGAUUUAGACGUUACAGAUUCACUGGGAACAAUUCGAAUCGGCCGUGAAUACGCUCCUGGCCUUCAAAUGUACGGAGCGCCGGAGCCGGUAUUUGACGGAGCAGUGACUAUUCGCUUCUCCACCGAUCAAGACAUCAAUUACACGAAUAAACAUCUUGGCUUUCUGCUGUACUUCCGCGUUGAAGAUUACGUCAUCGAUAAUUCUAAUGAGUUUGAUUCAUCCUUCAUGUAUUCCACCAGUACCAAUGCUCCGUCCACUUAUACAACCGCUGCGGAAAAUCUUGUGCCGAGCUACAAUGCGACGUGUCCUUAUACAUCUGAUAUUCGAAAUGGAGUUCUUGUUCUAAAAUCCCCCGGAUUUCCAAAUGGUUAUCCGACAAAUGCCGAUUGUAUCUGGGAGAUUGGAAUAAGCAAUGAGGAACUAAUGAUGGAACUUGACGUCAAACAGUUUCAUGUUGAAGAAUCAAACGAGUGCCAAUUCGAUUCUCUCUCGAUUUCCGAGGGAAACAAUGGCUGGGGCAUGAAACUUUGUGGCGCUUUGGGCAAAGAAGUCCCGAGUCGACUUGAAGUCAGAAGCACAAAAGCGCGUCUGCACUUUUUGUCGGACAACGUGCACGGCUACGAGGGGUUCGAAAUUCACGUGCUGCUUAUACAACGACCUCCAACAACGCCAAUGCCAGCGAAUGUUCUUUUCACCUGCAAUUUCGACUUUGACAUGUGCGACUUUCACAAUGGUAUUGGCAACACUGCCGAGUGGAUUCGAAUGCGGGAUGGAACCCCAUCCUCAGAGACUGGCCCUCCAUACGACGUUUCCCUUACUGGCUAUUAUAUUUAUUUCGAAGCGACAGACAAGAACGAAGGCAGCCUUGGUCGAGUAUUCACGCCCACUAUUGAUUAUUUCGGAGAAGCGGACAAUGUUAAUCUUGAUCUGGAUCCUCACUGUAUUCAGUUUUAUUUCGAUAUGUAUGGCAGCGAUAUGGGCACGCUGAGACUGUUUCUCGUGAAUGAAGAAUAUGAAGGCAGACGGAAAAGUUUACUCUGGGAGCAGCAUGGGCAACAGCGAGUCGAAGAAGAAGAAGAGCCAUGGGAGCAAGUGUCUCUUACGUUCUAUCCGUACACCAAAUUCAAUCUCGUCUGGGAAGCCGAGGCGGGCGCCGGAUAUAGAAGCGACAUGGCCUUAGACCAAAUUAAAAUUUCUCAAGGAAAAUGCCGAGAUUGUACGGGAGACGGUCUAUUCGACUGCGAGGAUGACGCCUUUACGUGUAUCUUAUCUGAGUUCCGCUGCGAUGGCUACUCCGACUGCCCAAAUUCAGCGGACGAGGAAAACUGUUUGUCUGAAGAAUCUAAAGAAGUUUAUGAAACUUUUUGUGAGGAUAAAUCGUACAAGAAUCUCGCCGCUUGUCGAGAAGACAACUAUGUUAAUUUCUGCGAUGGCGAGGAGACUCAAAAAUUAUGCGAUGGAAAGUGGGAUUGUCGAUACGGCGCCGAUGAGGCUGGCUGCUCUACAGUCACAGAAUCGCCGGUUUGUGGGCUCCCUGAUCCUGAACCAAGAUCUAUGGGUUGGGCUAUUGGAAGGGCAAGAUUCAUGAAUGUUCAAUAUAGAUGGGCUUGGACUGCAUCUCUUCACUUCAAUAGUAAGUUUGAAUGCUCGGUUCAUAUGGUCGCAAAAGACUGGUACAUCACCUCCGCUAGAUGUGUUCAAAAAGGAGUAACAAGGACAAAAUCGAAAACGUCAUGGAUGUCUUAUGGAGGCUGUCAAGAGGAAAACGAUGAUGAGUACGAUAUAAACGUCACGACGAAAGACUUCAGCAUAGAACACUUUUCCGUUCAAGGCGACUUGGUAAUUCAACGAGUAACGCAAAUUAUCCUGCAUAAUUCCGAUCUCGAGGAUCAUGGCAAUAUGGCUUUAAUUGGAAUUGAAAGCUCGGAGGAGAUCAUGCAGUAUCCAGUUUGUUUCGAUUUUGAUGAAACGCAUCGAUUUGACUUUGCUUUGGAGAAGCCGCAUCUUUGCCAACUUGUUGGGCAUAGAAGAGAUCUGCUCGGGGAUACGUUUACGAAAUGGCAGAGCAUGGUUCCAGUAACAUCAAGCGACGAAGACGUGCUCAAAGCUGGUUACAGAAUGCUCCUUGUCCAGCCAUUUCACGAUGACCACGGCACUGGACUCUUUUGUCAGUCGUGGAAUCAAAAAUGGCACUUGAUUGGAAUAACGCAACCAAAUGACGGUGACAUAGAAGGACGCUCUGCGACUUGGCCAAGUAUGAGGGCUGGACUCAAUGUUGUCUCGGAUAUUCAGGGUCUCACGAAAUGGGUUCAACAAGAAUGCCCUGGACAAUUCUUGUGUAAAAAAGAUCGGGUUUGUAUCGACCGGAAGAACGUCUGCAACGGCCAAGUCGACUGCUCGGACGGAACCGAUGAGCGGGAAUGUGACUCGGGGUGUGGCGGCAGUUCUUGGAUUGAAAAAAUAGGAACAUCAGUAUCCGUAUCAACAGAUGUUACAAAAUGCCGUUGGAUCAUUCCGUCUUCACCAAAUUCCAUCAAUAUCAUUCGAAUAGACAAGCUUGUUUCCGACCGGAAAUUCAAAGUCUCAACAUUUGACUCCAUCAACCACACAUGGCUUGUCUACAAGACCGUGCCGAAGUAUUUUUCGUCGUCGCCAGGCGGUACGCUGACUCUUCAAAUCGAUAUGGAAACGGAGAACUCUUUGCUCGACAUGAGAUUCGAAAGCUUCCGCGAAGAAAUCGCUGUCGAUGGAGUCUAUCCAUGCGAGGGUCAGUUCAAGUGCAAGUCCACAGGAAUGCGCCAAGUUUAUUGCAUCUCGCCGGAAUUUGUCUGCAAUGGUAUCAAUGAUUGCGCGGACGGAGAAGACGAAGAAAACUGUGAGAGCAUCCUCGAAUGUGGCAGUCCAAAAUUUCAAACUGCGCUCGCAACUCCAAGAUUCUUAUUUUCCGAAAAUCACCCUCAGAGCUGGACAGGACAAGGAAAAUGCAUCUACAAAAUUGAUUCUCCCGAUGGCAAGCCAAUCACCCUUGAUUUCGAAGAGUUCAGGUCGGACCCCUCUGAUGUCGUGCGAAUCUUUGCCGGCUUUGGCUGCUCAAAACGUCAAAUUGGCGAGCAUUCGGGCGACCAACCAUAUUUGCUCAAUACCAAGGAAACUUCAAUAUCUAUAGAAUGGAAUUACACCGACAAUAUUCACAUACGACGCUACGCUCUCAAGUUUUUUACGAAACAAUAA